Messenger RNA from Cladophialophora bantiana CBS 173.52, 771 nucleotides. RefSeq lists its product as uncharacterized. Bases 1 to 771 code for a protein of 256 amino acids. The record is from RefSeq and is a predicted model, not a curated record. The transcript is spliced from 2 exons. Lineage: Eukaryota; Fungi; Ascomycota; Eurotiomycetes; Chaetothyriales; Herpotrichiellaceae.
AUGCGUCAUGACUGUAAAGAUGAUCAAAGCUUCAGAACCGUUGAAGCCGCCCAAGAAGAAGAUACGAUUCGACCUUUCGGACCGUCAAGCCACUGGCAGCGCAUGUGUCAAGACGAAGAAGCUUCACGACCUUUGCUUCACGACCUUUGCCUGGAAACCCGACUGGCCCAGCAGGGCAAAGCCCGUCUGCACCCGGUUGUGGAUGAAAAGGGGCAGAUGAUUACCACUGGACAGUCCGACACUGUGGCGGACAAAGACCGAAUGCUUUUCGCUAUGCGAGAUUAUGUCGAAUUCAAGCUCUAUGAUCACAAGCGCUGGCUGCAACGGGAGAAGACCAUACUUGCAGUCAUCCUCGCAUACUCGCUGCUCCAGUUACACGAGAGCUCUUGGUGGCAAUCCUUGUGGAAUCCUCAAAGUCCAGCGCUACGGAGAAAUGCUCAUUUACACGCUCUCGGGGUUGUUCUGCUCGAGCUCUAUUUAAACCGAUCGACCAAAGAAGUGGUCGAUGCGCCAGGUGGGAUUGACUAUCGAGGCGUCGCACAAGACCUGCUGGAAGAACAUUCGGACGACAUCAAUAUGACAACAGAGUAUAUUCGGGCUGUGCGAUUCUGUCUGAGCCCUCACCCAAAUCCCUACUCGGGCUCGUUCAGUUUUGAAGACGAGGGAUUCCGCGAAAUCUUCUACAGCGAAGUCAUCUCCAUGCUGGAGGACAACCUGGUGUCGAGGUUCGAAGCAGACAACAGCAUCUGGAGGGACGAAAGAAUUGAGUGA